AGCUCCGACUCCUCUUCUCUUUCUUCCAACCAACCUCAGGUUUUGAACCACAACCCCAAGAAACCCAACAAACCACGAUCACACAUUCACAGCAAUCCUGAAGGCCUUCCGUCUUACAGUACGACACCAACUGAUUCACCGUGCAACCGCAUCUCUGCGUGUGGCGGACCGAAUCUAGCCCUUUGCCUGCACGUCAUUGUGGUCACCCACAAAACUGCAGUCUUCCUGCCAAACUUUUCGCACGACCAGACUAUACUACGCUCACCAACCACACUCUCCCAUACUACAGCACACACAAAAUACCAAGAAGUCGUUCCGAUAGACUCCAGAUAACAGAAUAGAACAGACAGUUCUUCCUCACCGCCCGACCGACCACCCCCUCCCUACCACAUCGCCUCGGCGGCCUCAAUAUACAACAACCACCAAGUUGGCGGGACUCGUACAUCACCAGUUUUCCUUUAUCCGUCCGCUCCUCGGCCCAAAAAGCUGGGCGUACUGCGGAGGCGACAAGAAACCUCCAUAACUGGCCCUUAAGCGCUCAUAAUACCAUACCAUAAUAUCAAAGAAAAUCAGAAACACUUUUGCGCGAGGAGCUGGGCUGCGGUGGUUUUUACAGAACCAUAGGAAGCUGUGUACAGGUCGAAAACCUGUGCAAAGUCCACUAUCAAGUUGACGCCAACACGCGGUGGGCGCUCGGUGCGACCCUCCAUAUUGAUCUGAGGGCGCUCAAGACCUAAGAAGAAAAAGAUAAUGUGAGCUAUCAUGCCUGUUGCACUUGGAAAACGGAGGCUGACUUUUUUAAAGUAUAGACACCUUUUGAAUAAAUAGAGUAGCAGGCGCAAUGUCUGACCACGACGAUAUCCUCAACACUGGGUUCGAUACACCAGUUCCUGAAUUGGAUGAUCACCGACAUCAGUCCGCCUCGGUCCAAAGGGAACCACGCUCUCGAAGAGGUACUGCCGGAAGUAUGUUCGUUGGCUCUUCAGGAAACCCGGACUUGACCCUAGUUAAUAAUGCACUCUUGCAAACUGUCACGAGAGACUUUGAGCACGCAGUCAUUGACGAGGAGGGUACUGGAGGCUCCAUCUUGAACCGAAACGUUGGUAGUGAGAGAAGCCGUCGAGGAACGGUUGAAACUAUGGACCCUCGAUCCAUCUCACCACCCAGUUCUGUGAAGGCAUUCGCCGAAGCUAGACGCCGUGAGAGAAAGUAUUCGACAAUCGAUGUCGAUCCAAACGAAAAGAAACAACAUGAGGAUGGCAACCUUCGUCGGGAUAAUUCAUGUGCCAGUCAUCGAAGUCUUCGUAGCAGACGGGUCGCAAAUGACGAUGAUGCUAGAUCCUUAGCCGCAUCUGUCAAGUCAGAGGCAGAGGAGGAUGUGUGCUUUCCUUUACAGAAAAAUGGAAACAAAAGUACACUUCUCAUUGACUUUGAAGGCUUGGAGGACUUUAUUGCCGAAGAAGAGAACCGUGAAAAGACACCACCAAAAGGACAACCUCAAGCUCGAGUAUUUCAAGACCUCCGACCACAAAGGGCCGAUCAGAUUCCUAUAAUUGUAACCAAUGACGGCAAUUUUGUCGAGAUUCCAACAAAUGGUUCUUCUUCUUUGGACGAAAAGUUAGAUGCUGCAACCAUUAAAGAUUCUAUUUCGGAGCCCCCAGUAGGCAGAGAUGUCAAUCGAUUUGAGUUCUUUUCCUCAGAAGGCGAAGCAACUAUCCACUCUGCCGAUUUCGGAGGCCUUAUUAUGCCAGGCGAAGAUGUUCGGACUCUCUUCACAACACCAACAGCACCAGACGGACAGGAGGAAGAUGGCGUUUGGUGGCUUAACAUGAACAAUCCAACGGAAGAGGAGAUCCGGGCCAUCUGUAAGGCUUUUGGGGUCCAUCCACUGACUAUCGAGGAUAUUGGUACUCAGGAGGCCCGCGAAAAGAUUGAACUAUUCCCGUCGUACUACUUCGCAUGUUUCCGCUCUUUCCAUGUCGAAGAGAUUGAGGGUGGUCAAGAAUACGAACCCUUCAAUAUUUACGUGAUCGUCUUCCGUGAGGGGACGUUGAGCUUUAGCUUCUCGCCUAAUCCUCAUGCUUCUCAUGUCCGGAAGAGAAUCACCAUGUUGAAAGAUUACGUUUCCCUCAGCAGCGACUGGGUUUGCUACGCCUUAAUGUAAGUACUCUCCUUAUAUUUACUCUCUAUCAUGCUAAUAACUUACCAGCGAUGACAUUGUGGAUUGCUUUGCACCCAUCAUCACCAAAAUUGAGCACGAGACAGACUCCAUUGAAGACGAGGUCUUUGUCGCUCGUAACGAUGACAUGCACACCUUCUUGCGAAGAAUUGGCAUGGUCCGAAAAAAUGUCAUGGGGCUCAUGAAGCUUUUAGGCGGCAAAGCCGAUGUUCUACGAGGUUUCACAAAGCGGUGUAACCCCAACUACAAGGUUACACCUCACAUCGACAUCGGUUUGUAUCUUGGUGAUAUUCAGGAUCACGUUGUCACGAUGAUGACGAGUCUGGCGCACUUCGAAAAAAUGCUGUCAAGAGCGCAUAGCAAUUACCUGGCUCAACUCUCAAUUGACAAUAUUACUCAGGGAAACCAGGCCAACAAGGUUCUUAGCAAAAUCACUUUGUUGGCAUCAAUCCUGGUUCCUCUCAAUUUGGUGUGCGGUCUGUUUGGCAUGAACGUCGCUGUGCCCUGGAGAAAUUCCGAGAGCUUGGCUCCGUUCUUUGGCAUCUUUGGGUUUUUGGUGUUUUUCUCGCUCGUUAGUCUGGUCAUUGCGAGGAGACUGAGAUUCAUUUAAAAGCGGUGAGGAUGUAGUCUUUGAGGAUGGUAUACGUUAUGACUCAUGAGUUCGCGAUCUUUUUUUGUUGGCUUUCUGUAAUGAGAGGUGGUGGUGGUUUCUAUCAUUCCUCGGUGGUUUCUUUGCGUACCUUGAUGGGAGAAAGAGGAAUGUACCUAAUAGGUCCCAGAAUAAAGAGAGUAGAUAGAGGGUUAAAUAUAAAAAACUUGGUGUGAAC
Messenger RNA from Hymenoscyphus albidus, 3006 nucleotides. The record is from the annotation of a GenBank genome assembly. Lineage: Eukaryota; Fungi; Ascomycota; Leotiomycetes; Helotiales; Helotiaceae.